Messenger RNA from Aureobasidium uvarum, 1587 nucleotides. The record is from the annotation of a GenBank genome assembly. Lineage: Eukaryota; Fungi; Ascomycota; Dothideomycetes; Dothideales; Saccotheciaceae.
ACAUCAGGACCAAGCAUGAGGAGCUGUCGCACUUUGCUGAGAGCUGCGUCGAGACCCCGACCAGGACCAGUCCUCUCGAUUGCGAGGCCGUCAUGUCUAGCACAGCUUCCUCGCCGCACUCUCGUCUCGGCUGCCGAACUGCAGUUUGGCCAGCCUUUGCAUGAGACUCAUCCGCAUCUCAUUGCGCCGGGCGACUGUAGUCCUCCCCAAUCCUUCAAGCACUUUACUGGCCACAUGCUUACUCAACCCANNGUGACUCCCGGAAUCUCUGCUCUCGAGUACCACCAGCGUCGCGCAAACCUCGCCAAAGCCCUCCCAAAGAACAGCAUCGCCGUCCUCGCUUCCUCCGACAUCAAGUACCGCUCCGGUGCCGUCUUCUACGAGUUCCACCAGGAACCGAAUUUCUUCUACUUGACUGGCUUCAACGAACCCGAAGCACUUGCUGUUAUUGGUGGGUGCGUCUCAAACAUGUUAUACAACAAGAAUACCCGCUCAUGGCUUUGCANNGAAAAGGGUGAAUCUGACGUCGAAUACACAUUCCAUCUCUUCGUCCGACCCAAGGACAUCAAGGCCGAACAAUGGGAUGGUGCUCGAAGCGGCAUCCAGGCUGCCUUGGACGUCUUCAAUGCUGACGAGGUAUGCAGGNCUGGAGACAUCAAUCGUUGCCAUACCCUUCUACCAGACAUCAUCGGCCGCGCAAAAGAAGUCUACACCGAUCUGCUCGGCACCACCACAAAGUCUGCUUUCAAGAGAUAUUUCUCAAGCUUGAAGAAGGUCCCUUCAGAAGGAUUUGGCAAAUUGCUGCAGGAGAACAAUGUUAGGCCGCUGAGACCCAUCAUGAACAACCUUCGCGUAAAGAAGAGUGAGGCUGAGAUAUUGAAUAUGAGAAAGGCUGGUCAGGUGUCUGGUCGAGCAUUCACCGAGACCAUGAAAACACCUAUGGGCACUGAGAAGGAUCUUUGGACCAUGCUCGACACUGGCUUCAAGAUUGGUGGCUUGGAUGGCUCUGCCUACGUGCCCGUUGUUGCUGGCGGCAAGAACGGUUUGAGCAUCCAUUACACUCGUAACGACCAGACUCUCAAGUACGGCGAGCUCGUACUGGUCGAUGCUGGCGGCGAGUACGGUGGCUACAUCACCGACAUUACACGUACAUGGCCAGUCAAUGGCAGAUUCACAGACCCGCAAAGGGAUUUGUAUGAGAUGAUACUCAAGGUUCAACGAAGCGUGGUGUCGCUGUGUCGCGAGGACGCAGAUCUGUCGCUCGACAAGCUUCACCGUAUUACCGAGGAUGGACUGCGCGACGGACUCAAGUGUCUAGGAUUUAACAUGGAAGGCAACGCUCUCGAGAUAUUGUUCCCUCACCAUGUUGGGCACUUUAUUGGUCUGGAUGUUCACGAUGCUCCUGGACAUCCUAGAACAGGACGACUGACAGCGGGAGAGUGCAUCACGAUCGAACCAUGGCCCAAGCACUUCCAAGGAUUGGCGAUCCGGAUUGAAGACAGCGUGUGCAUAACAGAAGAGCAUCCUUAUGUGUUGACAACAGAGGCAGUAAAGGAGGUUGUUGAUAUCGAAGCGCUCAGGCGUUAG